AGGCCUUUUGCCUCGCCUAAGGGGAUUGUGGGAAGAGGUGGCCCAACUCUGUCACCUUUUACACUUGGCCCGUGUGCUCGCUGGGGAAGUGGACGUCCCUUAAGGGCUGGGGUGGAGUUACGAGUUGCUCCUGUUCCCCGUCUGGGAUCCGUGUCCCAGACGGCACUCUCACUUUCUUGGCAGGACCGAAGGCUGCAGCGAGCCCCCAAAGGGCCACCGUGCCGCAGAGGAGAGUGAAGCGGCGACGACUCUCGACAGCUUGUUUGUUCUGGCUCGGCCCCCUCGCCUGGUUGACAUCACAUCCUGAAGGCAGAGAGACCGGCACCUCCACAGGCAGGGUGGGCAGAGCCCCGGCACUCGGGAGAGGAGCGCGGAGCUGGGCGCUCUCUCACUUGCCAAGCGGGGAAGGACAGAGAUUCCCAACGAGGACUGUAUGCCCAUAAGGUGAGCUGGGGCUCUUUCCUGGCAUGGCUGACCCAGAACGAGCAGCGCGGCUGGGAGAGACGUGAACCACAAGGCUGCAAGGAAAGGCCCUGGGAUUUGCAAGGGGGAAAAUGGAUUCUUGCCCACAGCCUCAACGCUUGCAAUUCCACAAUGGUUUCUGGUAACUUGCCUGUUCUGACGAUUCUACUUAUGCCUCUUGUCUUCUGGGGAUCUGAAGGCCCCCGGGCAGCAUCUCCAGGAACCGGCGAGAGAACCGGCAAGCAUGACCCUAAGCAGGUCCCAAUCCAAGCCCUCCAAACCAUCUUGUUAAGACGCCUGGGCUUGCAAAGGCGCCCGGAACCAAAGCCAGGGCUCGUGGUCCCCCAGUACCUGAUGGAUUUGUACCAGUUCUGCUUGGGAAAGGCUCCUCCCUCCCUCAAAGAGACGGAGCUUCCCUUCCUAGAGGAGCAAGCGGGAAGAGCUAACACCGUGCGCACCUUCCAUCACGUUGAGGAUCUGGACCACAUCCCCGAAUCCAUAGGAAAUUCAUUUUACAUCCUGUUCAACCUCACUUUGCUGCCUGCAGAGGAGGAGCUGACCGCCGUAGAGCUGCGUCUCUACCACACGCAGAAGGAGAGCCGCGGGUUUCACAUCAACGUCUACCAUGUUAUGGAUCUCCCGACUAUUUCCGGAAACAAAAACAGACUCCUCACCCGAAGAUUCUUGGCUCUUGAACAGCCCAGGUGGGAGAGCUUUGAUGUCACUGCUGCUUUUGAGAGAGCCGAAGGCAAGAACCAUCACCUUGGGUUUCUUGUCGAAGUGGAGCACCCCAACAGCAGCCAAGAGCUCCAGCCUGAUCCGGUCGCCCUUCGUGCAAGACGCUCUCUCGGAGAGGAGGAGGCUCAGUGGGCUUUAGAAAGGCCUUUACUGGUCACUUAUAGUCACGACCGAAGGGGGCAGCCCCUGAGCCAUGGAAAGAGGCAAAGCAGGAGCCCACCUGGUGGACUGACCCAGAAAGGAGGCAGAAGAACAACAAACGUUUUAGCCUCGAGGAGCAGACGCAAGAGCUUGAAGCCAAAGGCCAAGGCCAGCACAAGGUGCAGAAGACACCGGCUGUUUGUGGAUUUCAAGGAGGUUGGGUGGAAUGACUGGAUUGUUGCCCCCAGUGGCUACCACGCUUUCUACUGCUCUGGGGAGUGCAGGUUCCCGCUGGCUGACCACAUGAACUCCUCCAGCCAUGCCGUGGUGCAGACCAUGCUGAAUUCGGUAAACUCUAAAGUCCCCAAGGCAUGCUGUGUUCCAACAGAGCUCAGUCCCAUUGUGAUGCUCUACCUGGAUCAACAUGACACGGUGGUCCUUAAGACCUACCAGGACAUGGUGGUGGAGGGCUGCGGGUGCCGGUAGACACAACAGAGCAGAGGUGCUCCCUCUCUCAGUACUCAGACCUGGGGUCAUCGCACGAGAGUGUAAUGGACAAUAGGUUCAGGACUGUUAAGAGAACAUCUUCAUGCGACACGCAAUGAUCUCACGGAAAUUACCACUGCAAGAGAGGUGGGGGAGGUCAGUACCUAAGGUGGCUCAGCUGCUCUGCCUGUACAGAGGCAGUAUACGUUCAAGUACCAGACAGUGGAGGGGAAAGAGUCAAAGGCUGUCCGUAUGAUGCCCUACCGGGAGAUUGUCGAGAGGCAUCUAGCUGGUCAGGGAUGAACCUUGUCCUGAUCCAGCAAGGCAGUUCCCGUGUUCUUAUGAAGUCUCAUGAGUGAACCAUAAUCUUCUCUGUAUGCCAUGUUUUAGCAAAUAAUUGAUGCUGUUCUUUUAAACUGUGAUAACUUUAGUUGAAUAAAUGAAAAAUGUAAUCAA
This is a messenger RNA of Elgaria multicarinata webbii, 2283 nucleotides long. RefSeq names its product bone morphogenetic protein 2-like. Gene Ontology annotation, cellular component: extracellular region. Lineage: Eukaryota; Metazoa; Chordata; Lepidosauria; Squamata; Anguidae. The transcript is spliced from 3 exons. Gene Ontology annotation, molecular function: growth factor activity; cytokine activity. The record is from RefSeq and is a predicted model, not a curated record. The coding region runs from base 595 to 1827 and encodes 410 amino acids. Gene Ontology annotation, biological process: BMP signaling pathway.